GCGACUGGCGCGGUGCAGCCAGCUUGGUUAGGAAGUGCUGUGGACUGGAGGAGGCGCGCGGCGACGCCUUUAAUGCAUGUUUAACAGGGUCCUUAAUCUUUAACACGGGUUUAUUUUAGAUUGAAAAUGGAUUUCGGCGACUUGUUUGAUGAAAGGACGUUUCCUUUCUCUGACUUUCAGGAGUUUACGUUUCUCCCGAGGCAUCAGCAACUUUCAGACCGAGUUAAGAAACGUUUAUAUUAUGGUCUUGAUCCAGACAGUUCGCUGGAUGCACUGUCGUGUCCCGUGACAGACAUUGCUGUAGAACUCCUCCAGAAAUCAGCCCCAAGUCCAAUACGAAAGCUCCACAAGAAAUACGCUGCACAUGUUGCUAGAGAAGCAUGCAUUUCACCAUGUGCUAUGAUGUUGGCCCUUGUUUACAUUGAAAGACUUCGACACAGAAACCCAGAAUAUCUUCAACAAAUCUCUUCCUCUGAUCUUUUCUUGAUAUCUAUGAUGGUGGCCAGUAAAUAUUUGUACGAUGAAGGUGAGGAGGAGGAGGUUUUCAACGACGAAUGGGGUACGGCCGGCAAGCUGGAUGUCCACACUGUCAACACCCUGGAGUUGAACUUUCUCAGUGCAAUUGAGUGGAGCCUGUUCACUGAACCCAGUGAAUUGUUCAGUGUGCUCAAUCAACUUGAGAGCAGCAUUGCAGAGCGGGAGGGUGUGAGACGCGGAUGGUUGACCUACACCGAUCUGUGUGUGCUGCUGGAGCAGGCCAACUGGAGGCUGGCACUCACCAACAUCUACCAGCACUUUACCAAGGUCACUUGCAUGCUGGGCCUCCUCUACCUAACCAGUGUGGCGGGACUCAUUGCCGCCUCAGCAGUGCUCCAGCAGCUCUGCCUGCCCCACUACAGCCAAUCAGGCCUCAGCCCCAUAGAGCCCGCCCUCCUUAUGCGUCCUACCCCUGCCCACCCCCGCUGCUGCGUCCUGGUCAAUGGCAGCCAGAAGCCCCGCCUCCCUAUGGAACCAGACUUUCACAGUCCCUCCUCCUUUCCCCGGUCCCUCAGUCAGAGCCUCGCACCCUCCCUUUGGGCCUCUCUUCUCUUGGUUCUAGCCCCUCCGGAUGCUUCGCGGGACGAAAGAGCCAACCCCCCAUUCUCUUGCCGCCCGGACUACUUCCCCCUGUGUGGGGCUGGUAACGUCUCCAAUGGCCGCCACCCACCUUGGUAUGCCUGGCUCGUGCCCACAUUACUCAGCGACAGCCCUUCGCUUCCUCAUGCUCCCUUGAUCCCUGUGGCUGCCCUUCAGAGACACACCUGCUGCCCGGAAGCCACGCUGCCGUUUAGCAAGGAUCCCAGUCUGCUCAUACCCAGCUAGGAACCUGGCUGCCGAAUCCCAGUCACGGACACCUCCCUUAAUGAAAAAGAAAACCAGCUUUUCUUUUAGACUCGCUCAGUAAUGUUUCCUUCAGAUUUCUCUGGGGUUUUGUAUACUUAAAACCUUGUAAUGGCUCUAACUGCACUUAUGCCGCCCACUAGUGGCAAUAUGUUAAGGAUACUGAUAGUAAGGUACAUAUGUAAAUAAGAUGUAAAUGAAGAUUGAUUUUGAGCAUGUAAUCGAGUGCAGACAAGCUACAAGGUGUCUUCAUUUAUGAAGCUUAUGGCCAUUGUGUUGUGUUCAUAAAUUGUUUUAAACUUUAAAUUAGUUAUGAAUCAAUCCAUGACUACAAGUUAGCUUACCAGAAGUCCCAAAAGAUACCAUAGUUAAUAAAUGAGGUAAAUCACAUGCAAUGAAUGCCCUCACAAUAAGUUCAGCUUGUAUUGACAGUGAUGGAUGAAUUUGGGGGAUAAACCCUUUUUAUAUUAUUUUGCAUGUAGCACCUUCGGUUUGAGCCGAGAUUUAGUUUUUCCUUCUUCAGUUUACCACAUUUCAACAUUUUUUGGUAUUUUGCCUUUUGAUACAAAAGAUUUAGAAUUUUAUAGAAUAUUUUGCAUCCUAAAGAUUUUUUGCAUCCUAAAGACAUUAAUUUGACUCACAGAAGCUCACACAAGCACAAUAAAGAGUGGAUGAGAUUGCUUUAACUGAAUUGGUAGCCAUGGUUUGGAAGUGGUUGGCCAGUGUAGAUCUGUUCCCCUGCUUGUUCUUCAGGAGAGGACAGUAGUGUUUGCUUCCAGAAUUGUUCAGAUGGAGAAAGUUUCCUAUUGAGACUUUUUUGUGUGCGUUUGUUUUUUUUUUUAAGGGGGGUGGGGGAGGAAAAAAAACCUAGGAUUGUGAAGAAUUACUUAAAUUGUUCCAUUUUACUUUAAAAAAUACUUUUUUGCCAUCUAUUACUAUCUUAUCUCCUGCUACUAUAAUAAAACCUGUGAGCCUGUAAACUAAGCGAACAAUCAGUCUAUUGGAAGAAAGGUUGGUGAGAUUCGGGUGUCCUGUAAAGGGAAGUGAGGGAGUGCUGUGGAUGUGAUGCUGGCCUAAGGAACGCUGUAUGUUAGUUUCACCUGCAUGAGGUCCGCUGAAUGUUUGGGAAAUCGGGUCGUUAUUGAGCCAAUGUUUUGUUUGCUUUUUUAAAAAUGGGAUUUGUUUACAACCCUAUCACAUGGACCUCAUUGUUUUGGUGGCAUACACAAUAAAUAAUUUGUUUGGGAAUAAA
Messenger RNA from Electrophorus electricus (electric eel), 2632 nucleotides. It is a transcript of the gene cnppd1, whose product is annotated as cyclin Pas1/PHO80 domain containing 1. Gene Ontology annotation, cellular component: cyclin-dependent protein kinase holoenzyme complex; nucleus. The record is from RefSeq and is a predicted model, not a curated record. Lineage: Eukaryota; Metazoa; Chordata; Actinopteri; Gymnotiformes; Gymnotidae. Gene Ontology annotation, biological process: regulation of cyclin-dependent protein serine/threonine kinase activity. Gene Ontology annotation, molecular function: protein kinase binding; cyclin-dependent protein serine/threonine kinase regulator activity.